UUCCUCCAGAGGGUAUAAGAGAACUGAAAGAAGGCGGAUAUCAGCAUUCUCUGUGAAAGUGCGUGUGAGAUUGUUACAAUGUCUGGAAGAGGAAAGACCGGUGGGAAAGCUCGGUCCAAGGCCAGGUCUCGCUCCUCCCGGGCCGGACUGCAGUUCCCGGUGGGCCGCGUUCACAGGCUGCUGAGGAAGGGUAACUACGCUGAGCGUGUGGGUGCCGGAGCCCCAGUCUAUCUGGCCGCCGUGCUGGAGUACCUGACGGCUGAAAUCCUCGAGCUGGCCGGCAACGCGGCCCGGGACAACAAGAAGACCCGCAUCAUCCCCAGGCACCUGCAGCUGGCCGUCCGCAAUGACGAGGAGCUCAACAAGCUGCUGGGAGGGGUGACCAUCGCUCAGGGCGGGGUGCUGCCUAAUAUCCAGGCCGUGCUGCUGCCCAAGAAAACCGGCGCCUCUGCAGCCGCCAAGACCAAGUGAAGCGACCAUUCU
Molecule: messenger RNA, 483 nt
Organism: Carcharodon carcharias (great white shark)
Lineage: Eukaryota; Metazoa; Chordata; Chondrichthyes; Lamniformes; Lamnidae
Product: histone H2AX
Exons: 1
Coding region: 79-471 (130 amino acids)
Cellular component (GO): nucleosome
Molecular function (GO): structural constituent of chromatin; protein heterodimerization activity; DNA binding
Source: RefSeq, a predicted model, not a curated record